Homalodisca vitripennis (glassy-winged sharpshooter) is the source of this 1128-nucleotide messenger RNA. RefSeq names its product mucin-2-like. NCBI's taxonomy places the organism in Eukaryota, Metazoa, Arthropoda, Insecta, Hemiptera, Cicadellidae. The transcript is spliced from 3 exons. The coding region runs from base 1 to 1128 and encodes 375 amino acids. The record is from RefSeq and is a predicted model, not a curated record.
AUGGCAUCAGCAGCAUACAACCAACCCAACCACCAAACCCAGACCCAAACCUCCAAAAACACAACCAACUCCACACCCUACACCACACCAACACAGCAGCCUUCACCCGAACAACAGAUCCCCAACCCCACAUCACACAGCCCCAAACAGAAACAUCUAAAAGCCAACAAAACCACCAACCACAAACCCACGACACAACCUCGGGCCACACCACCCAAACGACACAACACCAACACAACCACCACACGACAUCACCACACACUCACAUCCCACCACUCCCACGACACCAACUACCACAACAAACACCACUACACCCACACCCACACCCACAUCAAGAACAUCGCAAAACACCCUCACACCGCUCCCCAAACAAUCGUCUCCAUAAAAAAUCAACACACCAAUACGCCACAUCCCAUGCCCAACAACCCACCCCCCAACCCACAAAACAACAUCACUACUCCCCCACCCACCAACACCACAGCAACACACACACCAACACCACAACACAAACACACCCCCCAACAACACCACACCACAACCCCACCACCCCACAUCACCCCCCACACCAACCACCGAAUCACACCAACACACCCCCCCACCACCCCCCACUCACCAACCCCAAAAACCCCUACCCCACCUCAAGACGCACACCUGACCUCAAUACCAAAACACACACAUCGCUCGGUCCUCUCCGCAGUAGCAACAACCGCCACGCACACACCCAACACCACCCACACAAACACACACAAAAUCAACCCACAGCAACACACCCCCCCACUGACACACCUCCUACUCACCCCCAAUAAAAAAAAACGCAACAACCCCCAAAACCACAACAACACCACCCAAUCGCACCAACAGACAGCGCCCCCACCAUCAACCACGCCACACCCCACACCCACUACUCCAACCACAAGUCCACACCGCAACCAACCCAACCACUACUCUUCCCCGCAUUAUCAUGGCCGGCCCCCCCAUCACACGAUCCCUAUACCCGAUAAAACAAGUCAAGAGUUCACAGCCUGUUCAGCACGCUGCUAUUCUAGCAGACAACCGAAACCAGUUUCAACUAUUAUGUACCAACUAAAGUUUACUACAAUACUUAUGUUAUUAUAUCAAAUAGGUUAG